Messenger RNA from Psilocybe cubensis, 1323 nucleotides. Its product is annotated as O-methyltransferase. Bases 1 to 1323 code for a protein of 440 amino acids. NCBI's taxonomy places the organism in Eukaryota, Fungi, Basidiomycota, Agaricomycetes, Agaricales, Agrocybaceae. Gene Ontology annotation, molecular function: O-methyltransferase activity. The transcript has 9 exons. The record is from RefSeq and is a predicted model, not a curated record.
AUGGCUCAACCAAUGAUGCUGGCUUUGGCAAAACUCAUUUCUGACUCAGUGGCCAAGGUGGAUCAACUCUGUAUUGAACAGGGUGUCAUUUUCCCGUCUCUUGAUGACCCCUUCACGACCGAGAGCGAAAGCAUCAAGUUGCACCCAGAAGUAGCCGAGGCUGCAAACUAUAUUAUCAGCGCAGCAGCUCAGCUUAUUGCCAUCUUGAGGCCAGUUCCUGUCACUUUAUCGACGAGCGCCAUUCAUGUCCAUGUCUCUUCGGCGUUGCGCGUUGUAGUAGACUCAAACGUAGUUGAAAUUCUCCGGGAAGCCGGACCUCAGGGUCUUCAUGUAAAAAAGAUUUCAGAAAAGAAUGGAGUCGAGGCUGGAAAAUUAGAGAUCACUCCGGAUGUUUUUGCCACCAACCGUAUCUCGUCUGCUUUGGACACUGGCAAACCAUAUGAGGAACUGGUCAAAAAAACUGAUGAAUCUGUGAAAUCAUCUGGAUUCCUCUAUGAAGCUCUCACCUACUCCAGCUCAGAGAAAGCUCCUUCGCCUCCUUCACCGUUCAAUUUAGCCUUUAACACAGAACUACACAUAUUUUCAUGGCUGGCACAGAAAGGAAAUGAAUACAGACUUCAACGGUUUGGGAUAGCUUUCGACGGUUUCGACAAGAUGCUACCUGUUAAUGGAGUCACAAAGGGGUACCGUUGGGGAUCGCUCCCUAAAGGAAGUAUAGUUGUUGAUGUUGGCGGGGGUGUUGGGUCCGAAUCCAUGAAGAUAGCAAAGACGUUUCCAGACCUCAAGGUAAUCAUUCAAGAUGCAGAAGGUGUAGUGGCAAACGGGGUCAAGACUAAUGCCCUGCAGUUCUAUGAAACCCGAUUCCCAGAAGGGCUGUCAUCUGCUCACGAUUUCUUUACUCCUAACCCAGUCACCAAUGCUCGUGUGUUCUUCAUGCGCUUUAUUCUACACGACUGGCCCGAUGCUACUUGUGUUAAGAUCUUGAAGAAUCUCAGAGAAGUAGCUGCUCCGGAUACCGAACUCAUCAUCAACGAAUGCCUGAUUCAGUAUGCCUGCUCGACAGAGUCGGAUAUAUCGAAGAGCAUUCCUGGUGGUCGGUUCAAACCACCCCCGUCUCCAUUAUUACCCAAUCUUGGCUAUGCACGAAUUUUUCACUAUCUUAUUGACCUUCAGAUGGCGAUUGUUGCCCAUGGAGUUGAGCGCACUGUUGAACAAUACGCAUCGAUCUUGCAGAAGUCGGGAUGGAAGUUAAAAGAGGUCCUUCGCAUGCCAGAGUCUGCGUACAGCCUGCACAAGUUGGUCGCGGUACCUCAGCCCGAGUAA